Molecule: messenger RNA, 1220 nt
Organism: Lolium rigidum
Lineage: Eukaryota; Viridiplantae; Streptophyta; Magnoliopsida; Poales; Poaceae
Product: single myb histone 5-like
Exons: 7
Coding region: 97-1002 (301 amino acids)
Biological process (GO): nucleosome assembly
Cellular component (GO): nucleosome
Molecular function (GO): double-stranded telomeric DNA binding
Source: RefSeq, a predicted model, not a curated record
CUUCCAGCCCAAGCUCGCCCAAUGCCAGCGACCAGCCGCCAAGGUUAGAAGGUGCACAUUUGUUUUGUAUUGUAUUUGACGGGAGAGGGCCUAAGCAUGGGAGCUCCCAAACAAAGAUGGACUUCUGAGGAAGAUGCUGCUCUUAGAGCUGGAAUAGCAAAGCAUGGAGUGGGAAAUUGGCGCAUGAUAUUGAAAGAUCCAAAAUUUAGCUCCAUCUUGCGCUACCGCUCGAAUGUGGACUUGAAGGACAAGUGGCGCAACAUCAAUGUACUUUUCCCCGGAUGUGGUUCUCUGGAGAAGGGAAGGAGUACCACUAAAAAGAAUCAAGCUACUCCUAAGAAUACCGAUCACCAGAUUGCAAACAGCACAAUUACUUCUGAUGUUGAUGAUGAAAUUGUUGAACAAAAACCUAUGACAUCAGUGUCUAGUCAAGUGUGGAAUAGUUCAAUUGCAAAGAGACCUCGCUCAAGGCUAAACAAUAUCAUAUUGGAGUCUGUAAAGAACUUGAAUGAGCCUACAGGGUCGCACCAAACUACUAUUGCUAAUUACAUAGAGGAGGAAUACUGGCCACCUAGUGAUUUUGAUCACAUAUUGUCUGCAAAACUGAAGGACUUGACCACCAGUGGAAAAUUAAUACAGGUGAACCGGAAGUACAGGAUUGCACCUGAUUCACUGUACUCUGAGGAACGUAGCCCCAAAAUGCUGCUUCUGGAAGACGUACAAAGAGAGUCCCGCGGACUAGAGAGAGAUGAUAGUAAAACCCUAACGAUAUCUGAAGUUGAUGCUGAAUUGGCUCGUAUGGCAACCAUGACUGCAGAAGAGGCUGCAUACACUGCUGCCUGUGCAGUUGCAGAGGCAGAGGCUCUCAUGGUUGAAGCUGAAGCAGCAGCAAGAGAAGCAGAGGCAGCAGAAGCAGAUGCCCAAGCUGCACAAGCUUUCGCUGAAGCAUCAUCGAUGACAAUAAAGAACAGAAAUAUUAUGGAACUGAUGGCCCAGUCCUAAUGCUGCUCGGAGCUUCUCCGCCCAGCAUUGCUGCAGAGUGCAUCUACCGUCUGGUCGUUUCUACUGUACAUGCCUACUGUAGUUUGAUUAACAGCAGUUUCCCCCGGGUCUCAUCAGCUCGUGUUCCUGGAACAAUGUUAGCCACAAUGCACCAACAGCGCCCCUCUCCUAAGAAUCCCACAUACCCUUGGAGGUUGGAAUAUCGUUUCCGGAACUCA